Acaromyces ingoldii is the source of this 804-nucleotide messenger RNA. RefSeq lists its product as hypothetical. The transcript has 3 exons. Lineage: Eukaryota; Fungi; Basidiomycota; Exobasidiomycetes; Exobasidiales; Cryptobasidiaceae. The record is from RefSeq and is a predicted model, not a curated record. Bases 91 to 585 code for a protein of 164 amino acids.
AUCAUGCAGACGCGUCGCUCUUGCCGGGUCUAACUCCGGGCAGCCGGUUGGUGGUUCCCAGGGUCCCAAAUCUUCUUCACCGUCAUCAAAAUGCUUUUUUCUGCCGCGCCAUCUUCCGUACAUGGCGCUGAUAGAGGGAAGCCUCGAUUGCCAUGGCGGAAGACAGGUCCUUCGAAUGGCUGCGGGGAAGAUCGAUUAAAUAAUCGCCAACCUCAACGUCACCUUUUCGUAGACCAAAAUAGCAGGUGGCUGCCGGCCUUCGCAAGGCUUAUAUUGGAUGUUGAGUGUCAGCACAGCUCUUCCCUUCUUCGUCACCACCAGCAUCCCUCGGGAACGCACACACACUCUCUUUCUUUGUCUCGGUUUCCUUUCUUUCUCUUUGAAAGGGAAAGAGGAUCUCAAGGGAGUCUUUGCCAACUUCGAGACAGACAGACGCACCGGUGGCGUCUAGCGAUCCCCUCUCUCUCGAACUCCCUUUGUCCUCGACCCUCUCUUUUUCACCCUAGGGAAGCCGGCCUUCCCUCACUUUUUAACACUCAACCCUCGUUCAAACCAACUCUGGCUGGUCCAGACAACCGCUCAUAGAGAGAAUAUCGAGAUGCAAUUGCACUUCAUCCUCACGCUGGCCGCAGCAUUGCUUGCGGCAAGCCCAGCAUCGGCGCUUCCGUUCGCUAACCCUCACGGUGGCGUCGCGCCCAGCCAUCUCUACCACGCUGGCCCUUCCUCGUCGUCGCAGCACGCCUUCAAUGUACCUCUCCCUUCUGCCGCAAGACGGCAAAAGCCGAGGCCCUCAAGCGUGAAGGC